Messenger RNA from Cydia pomonella (codling moth), 5425 nucleotides. RefSeq names its product leishmanolysin-like peptidase (gene Invadolysin). The transcript is spliced from 18 exons. Gene Ontology annotation, biological process: cell adhesion; proteolysis. Bases 196 to 2322 code for a protein of 708 amino acids. Gene Ontology annotation, cellular component: membrane; cytoplasm. Gene Ontology annotation, molecular function: metalloendopeptidase activity. The record is from RefSeq and is a predicted model, not a curated record. Lineage: Eukaryota; Metazoa; Arthropoda; Insecta; Lepidoptera; Tortricidae.
UGUGAGACGUGUACGCGAAAUAGUGAAAUUGUCUUCAAAGACUCGAUAGUCACGGAGUCAAUGAAAUAAAAUUAGUAAGACAGUUACGCCGCGUACUUAGUAGAGGCUGUACGUCUCGUCGCGUGUUGAAAUUAUAAAAUGUAAACAAUAACAUUGUUUAUGUAUUGAGUGAAACAAGUCGUUAUUACCGACAAAAUGAUGGAAAUAACUACAGUUAUGUUUGUGAGAGUGUCUGGUUUGUUAGUGCUUCUGUUUGUGAAUUUGGAUCAUGUUUUAUGCCACACUUUUGUAAAUGAAUUGUCUAAUAAAGCUGUGACUAAAGUUGAACACCAGCAUGUGCACUGCAACCACAAACACCCGAAAGCUGAUGAAGUAAUCAGAGGGGUGCACAUAGAGGCGGCACAUCUCGUGAAGAAACGGAGUAUAGACCAGCCGCUUAGAAUUAGCAUAUUUUAUGACCAUUCCGUCUAUAGAUUAGAACCAGAGAAAUUCGACAUGAUCAAUAACACGAUCCUUCCUAAGGCGGUGAAGUUUUGGGAGGAAGCGCUGAAGGUCCGGAAAACAGGAGGUCCUAUUAAACUAAAUAGAAAGUGUCCAACUCGGCAAGUGUUCGUGCGGGGAGGGCGCUCGCACUGCAUCGACUCCUGCAGCGCUGAGACUAUGUGUGGGGAGGUCAGGGUGCCGGAGCACCAUUUAAACCCAUGCUACGUUUGCAACAGCACGGGCCAAAACUGCCGAGCGUUACCACGACGAAGAAUUACCAUAGAGGAUGAUACCACGGAAAUCACCGGCAACGCACUCACUGACGGCGCCGAAGUCACCGACAUGCCAGAGCUAGAAGAAGAGGAGCCUAUAGGCGUGGAGAACACAGAUUUCGUGCUGUACGUGAGCGCGGUCGAAACGGAGAGGUGCCGGCGCGGCCUCACCGUGGCGUAUGCUUCGCAUUGUCAGCAGGAAAGCGCGCUAGACAGACCAGUGGCCGGCCACGCAAACUUCUGCCCCGGCGAGCUGUCCACCAAGUACCGCGACCUCCCGAGCCUGUUGUCCACCGUGCAACACGAGAUGUUACACGCGCUGGGUUUUAGCGUGUCUCUGUUUGCGUUCUACAGAGACGAUAACGGCGAGCCGCUCAUGGAGAGGCGGCCGGACACGGGAAAUCCGCCCCUCGAUGAAGAGCUGCAGAUCCACAAGUGGUCGGACCGCGUUGUCCGAAACGUCACCAGGAAGAAAUGGAUGAUUCGCGGCGGCUACAUCGAACGGACUUUUCACAUGAUUGUUACGCCGAGAGUCGUCAAAGAGGUCCGAGAGCACUUCAACUGCUCAACCCUGGAGGGGGCGGAGCUGGAGGACCAAGGGGGGGACGGCACCGCGCUCACACACUGGGAGAAACGACUCUUUGAGAACGAAGCCAUGACUGGCACCCACACGCAGAACUCUGUCUUCAGCCGCAUCACCCUCGCGCUAAUGGAGGACACGGGCUGGUACCGCGCCGACUACAGUGUGGCAGCGCCUUUAGACUGGGGCCGGGGACUCGGCUGCCAGUUCGCUACCACGUCGUGCAAGCAGUGGCUGAACACGCAAAGGUUGAGACGUAAGAAUCCGGCGCCAUUUUGUGAACGCAUCAAGGGGGACCCGCUAAGGACAGAAUGCUCGCCGCGACGCUCGGCCGUCGUGCUCUGUAACCUGGUCCGACAUGAAAAUAUCCUGCCAAGAGCUUACCAGCACUUCGACACGCUGCCAAAUGUGGCCCCAGGGGAAGAAGCGCACUACGGCGGCUCCGUCUCACUCGCGGACUACUGCCCUUAUCUGCAGGAGUUCACGUGGAGACACAAGAGCGUCCUCAUCAGAGGCAGCCGCUGUGAAUACGAAGAGAAUACACCCAAGACCGACGUGAACUUCGCGCUGGAGAACUACGGCGCCCACUCCAAGUGCUUUGACCACAGCGACCGCGUGUGGGAGCAGAAAUCUUGCCGGCAGAUACGAGAAUGGCAACACUGGGGCUCUGGAUGCUACAAAUAUAAGUGCGAAAGUGGCCGCCUGCAUAUUGUGGUGGGCAACUACUCGUACACCUGCUUCCACGCGGGGCAGGUGCUGCAGAUCCGCAUCAUCAAGAGGGGCUGGCUGCACAAGGGGGGCGUGGUGUGCCCGCCCUGCAGGGAGGUGUGCGCUGAUGAGUUCAAGAGCCGCGGGGAAUACUGCAAAGGCGGUGAAGAGGCGAUGCCGCCCAACCUAUACCCCAGUGACGUAUUACCGUGCUCGGCGCCAUCUUUGUUACCGGCCGCCAUCUUGAUUGCGGCGGCCAUCUUGUGUCGCGUCUUUUAAUUGCUAAGGAGGCAAAGAGGUGAUCCCGUUGAACCUGUAGUAACGUAUGAUCGUAUCUUUUUUACCGGCCGCCAUCUUGAUUAUGGCAGCCAUCUUGUGCCGCGUCUUUUGAUCCCUUAAAUUACCAUUUUUUGGCCAAUAGGCGUUUAUGAACUGUAGGGGGCAGUACAAGAGCAUAUGUUCAUUAGCGCCCAAUUCAAAUGUCAAGCUUGAGUUUCUAAUUUAGACCACAAGAUGGCAGAACCGGUAACGCACUAGAUAGCGUGCCAACAGGGGGCAGCACCUGCUUUAAUGUGAAGUAUCAAUGUCAAAUUUGUUUCCAACGCACAAGGUCCCUAUAAUAAGUCCUUUUCGUAUCUUCAUGUGUGUUAGAAAAAGACAGGUGCUUUGACCGCCAUAGACGGCUGUGGGCGUCAUCGAAACGUCUUGCCCUGGAAGCCAACGACAGCCACAGCCGUCAGCUUCGCCAAUGCAAUAAGGACUUACGCGGGACUCCGUAAAGUUCAAUUUCGCUUAAGUAAUUGUGAUCGCCUGGCGUCCGAGGCACGAAAUAUUCCUUCGAAGUCUGGCGUUCAAAAGGUUAAUAUGAUGAAAGCUUGGCGUUUGUCGAUAAUCAGUCGUCAUCAUGGCUACGCCACAUAAGAUGCGAGUAGUUCCUAAUCGAACAAAAUAUCCUUUUAAAACGGAAUUUACGAAAAUAUUAACCACUUUAAUCAAGUUCUUUUCAUGGAAUUUGCAGUUUGUUUAUGGUUGGUGUUAUUUCUAGGCUUAAACGUAAUUUGAAAAAGAAAACUCCUUAUCGUAUGUCGGAUAAACAGGACAUUUUGUUACCUACGUAAGUUAAAAAUCAAAACCAUCCUUAAAAAUAAAUGAAAAUGACUUUAGUAAUUAAGUAGGUAUGUACAGACCAAAUGAAUUAUUGUAUAAGUCGUACCAUAGACAACUAGAAUAAAUAAAUGUGUAAAGUCGAACAGUAGGGCUAAGAUGCUUGGCUCUUUAUAACUUAUCACCAUGCCUGUCACGUUCUGACAAGUAUGUAAACGCGAAAGUGACGGGCAUAAUGACAAGUGAUAAAAAUGGAACCAUGCUGCUACCGCUGGUAAUUGUGGUCGUGACGGUACAUCUGUCGGUAUAUCACUCAAUUGUUCGGGCCAAUUCGGCUAUAGCUUGCUCCGAGCGGUCAUUUUAAGACAUUGUAAAUUUUUGCGUCAGGUAUCUUGAUUUAUCUCGCAAUAGGGUUGUUUCAAAUUUUUUGAAACGCUUGUAUUACGUUCUAUAUUAACUAAAAGUUGCCCUAAAAUUCAACUUUUAUACUAAAAACGGCUUUAAAUAUGUUAAAUUAACAAAAUAUAUUUUGACAGAUGCUUUCGCGCCCAAAACGCUCUUUGAAAAUUGUGUGACGUCACAGUUUACGGUUUGACACAUAACUACAUACACACGUGGAAGUUACGAACUGUCAACUGACAUUUGACAUUUGUUGUUUAUGGCCUAACUGUCAACAGUGUCAAUCCGAGAGUUGUGACGUCAUCAGAAUCUUCAAUGACGUUUCGAGUUCGGUCACGUGACGUGUGCCAAAAGAUAUUUUAAAUUCAAUAUUUACAUAAAUAUGGUCAUUACAGGUCCCCUAAAAGUAGUUUAACAUGUUCUUAUAAUCCAAAAAAAAUUAUUGGGAUACAAUUCUGCCCUAAGAUUUGUAGAUGGAAACAACCCUAUUACAAAAGUCAUGGAAGUAUUGUUUGGUGAGCUGGUUAUUCAUACUUCCCGUUACACGAUUGGUUAACUUAUAUAGCAGAGAAAGUCGUAUCAAAGAUGCCUUUUUUUAACCAAAUAUUUUCAUUGUACAGGCAAAUGGGACCGUUUCAAGCCUCAAAAUUUUUCAUGUAGAUUAGUCUAAACACACACUUCAAUUCUGUAGUUGUGAUUUUUCAAUUAAUUCUUGUUUUCUUUAAUUUAAACGGUAAAGCCCGUUUUGCCGCAUACGACCUUACAGAAUAAGCUAGCGCAAAAGAAAUUUCACUACGCGCGGAUUCAUAUUCAUAUAUUUUAUUGCAUCCAUGUUAACAUUACAUAGUCAGUACAUGACAGCCUGUUAGGGCAUGGCAAUAAUCUUAAUACUAGUGGUGACUAUUUACAAAUAAUAAACUAAACUAAACUUGUCAUUACAUCAUUUUAGAAUAUAUUGUAAAUUCAUUAUAAUAAUAGAAAUCUUAAUUAAAUUGGAUUUUGGGGAGCAAGCAAGCAAGCGCUGCACUUUUUUAUUUUACUGUUUAACGAUGCGUCGCCUUAAGACACAGUCUAGCAAGCGAGAAAGAGAACGCGUCAUACGUUAGAGACAACAUAAUUCAUGACCUUCCACUGUCAAAUAUAGAUUCUUUAACAGUGACAAUUCUGUUCGUAGUACUAUCAAAGACAAUUGUUUAUAAUAGAGAGGUAAAGUCUCAGAAAAAAAAACGUGCGCCUUAUUUUGACCUCCAACAGAUGGCGCUGUACUGCGCCAUGUUUUUCGGUCACUGAAUUAUCAAACGUCAAAUCAAACUUUGAUAGUCAGAAUUACCGCAAAAUGUAUGGAGCUGUACAGUGCCAUCUCGUUAACCUGUCAAGUUCGAAGCACGAAACUGUCUUAGAUAUGUAUCUUUGGUCUAUAUCUAUAGCGAUCUUCUCACUUAAAAUCAAUCAAAUCAAUUUGACAACUAAUCUUAGCGCCUUCUAGCCACGAAUAUCUGUUUGACAUAACAUAUUUGUCUGUUUAGUUGUCUGUGGUCACUAGAUAGUUAAGUGUAAAAUACCAUUAUAUAUAUUGCAAAAGUUACCUAUUUUAUUUUGCAAUUAUAUUAUUUAUAUCAAUUACUUUUAUGUUUAUGUCACUUUCGCUCAUUCCUAAAUGAUGAAGUGGAAAUAAAAAGUCUAUUUAAUUAUAGAUUACGAGUUAUUCAUUGUAAAAGAGGUGUAAAGUCAAAAAAUUAAUCGACCCUCGUUUCAACAGAUAUGCCACACGUAUGGUAGAUGAUGCGCUUGCCAAAAGUUGAAAUUUAGCAAUUCACACAAAACAUGAGGCACCGUUUAGGGCUUGUGCGCAAAUCGCGCGAGGUUCGAUAGGGGGGGA